Saccoglossus kowalevskii is the source of this 1524-nucleotide messenger RNA. Its product is annotated as cytochrome P450 2U1-like. Gene Ontology annotation, cellular component: intracellular membrane-bounded organelle; cytoplasm. The record is from RefSeq and is a predicted model, not a curated record. Gene Ontology annotation, molecular function: iron ion binding; oxidoreductase activity, acting on paired donors, with incorporation or reduction of molecular oxygen, reduced flavin or flavoprotein as one donor, and incorporation of one atom of oxygen; steroid hydroxylase activity. Gene Ontology annotation, biological process: xenobiotic metabolic process. NCBI's taxonomy places the organism in Eukaryota, Metazoa, Hemichordata, Enteropneusta, Harrimaniidae.
AUGGUUAUUGAUCUCGUUCCAGAUAUUCGCACCGUUUUGGUUUUCAUUACAACAUUUCUACUCACAUUUGUCUAUAUGCGACCAAAAACGUCGAGCGACACUGAACGAGACAUUUCGCGGCGAAAAGCGAGGAUGCCUCCUGGACCUACCGGGAUACCGGUGUUCGGCAAUCUCUUUAGUCUAGGUAACAACCCCCAUUUAACUUUCAUAGAAAUGGCUAAGAAGUAUGGAAAUGUGUUCACAAUCAAACUUGGUUCCGAAUCUAUCGUCGUACUGAAUGGUUUUCAGGCAGUGAGAGACGCCUUAGUGAAACAAGGCCAAGCGUUUGCAGGUAGACCAAAAAUGACUUUAACAGAAGAACUUACGAAGGGUAAAGGCAUUGUGGCAGCUGAUUAUGGCGAAACCUGGAAAAGGCAAAGAAAAUUCACAUUGCAAAUGCUCAAAGAACUUGGGAUGGGGAAACCAGCCAUGGGAAUUAACGUAUCGGCAGAACUUGAGAGCUUGACUGAGGCUUUCAACAAGCUGCGAGGACAACCAUUUGAAGUAGACAGCUACUUAGAAGUCAGUAUCGCUAACAUAGUUUGUUCUGUGGUAUUUGGAACUAGAUACGAAUAUAAUGAUCCUCAGCUUCUCACUCUUCUCCGGCUCGUCAAUCGAUUCUGUGAAAUUGGUACCAAAGCAGCAGCAAUGAACUUCUUCCCCUUUCUGAAAUAUAUGCCGUUUGGGCCAAUAAAAGAAGUGUUCACCAACAACGAUAUUAUGACACAGUAUGUAAAAAGCGUUAUCCAGCAACAUAAAGAAACAUUUACUCCAGGUAACUCACGGGACUUCAUUGAUGCGUACCUGGCUGAAAUCCAAAAGCAGAACAAUAACCUUGCACACAAAGGGUCAUCAUUUACAGAAGAAUAUCUGUUCUAUUUGCUAAAUGAUCUCUUCUUUGCUGGCACUGAAACAAUGAGUGUCACCCUGCGCUGGGCAAUACUUUAUAUGAUCGUACACGAGGACGUUCAGAAGAAAGUUCAAGAAGAACUUGAUGAGGUGGUUGGAAAGGACAGCCUUCCAUCACUGACAGAUAGACCACACUUACCUUACACUGAAGCCACGAUGAUGGAGAUCCAGCGCAUGGCAAACAUCACUUCUCUAACUUUCCCACAUAAAACUUUAGAUGAUGUUGAACUUUAUGAUUACAUUAUCCCUAAAGACACUAGUGUGUUCGUGAACCUAUACUCUGUACAUGUAGAUGAAACUCAGUGGCCUGAACCACAGAAGUUCAACCCUGGAAGAUUCCUAGAUGAGAAUGGGAGUAUUCGCCAAAGGCUGGCUCUCAUGCCAUUCUCUGCUGGUCAAAGAAGAUGCCCUGGUGAAGAGUUGGCUAGAGCGGAAUUAUUCCUCUUCUUUUCUGGAUUGAUGCAUCGUUUUAGCUUCAAGUCUGCUGAUGAAACAUCAAAACCAACCAUCGAGAAAGCCUCUGGAAUCAGCUUAGUGCCAUAUCCAUACAAACUAUAUGCAGAUCCUAGACAUUAA